CCUCAAGUUCCAUUUGCUGGUGCAACAUUACUUUAUAUCAAUGAUAAGUUUUGCAUAAUGUUUUCAUUAAAACUCCGUAUGCUACAGCCGCUGCACAGCAGCUGCUGCAAUUUUAAGCGUAAUUUCACACACAAAAACCUGCUGGAGCUGUCAGAUCGAGGCUUCUUUCAGAGCAUUUUCCCGGACACAGCAGCACCAAGGAUAAAGCAGCUCUUCACGAAAUCAUCACAAAGCAUUUAUGCUGGGUUUGAUCCCACUGCGGACAGCCUGCAUGUCGGAAACUUGCUUGUGAUAAUGGGCCUCUUGCACUGCCAGCGAGCCGGUCACAAACCGAUUGCGCUUGUUGGAGGAGCCACUGGUCUUAUUGGUGAUCCGAGUGGACGUAAAACGGAGCGCAAUCAGCUGGGGCAGUCUGUGAUAGAAACAAAUUUGCAAGCCAUUGAGGGACAAUUGCGUCGAGUAUUCAAAAACCAUGAGGAUUGCCUUUGGGAUACACGAAACAACAAGUCUCAACUGGCGCCACUUACAAUUGUUAACAAUGCCGAGUGGUAUGCGAAUCUUAAUUUGAUCGACUUCAUUGCCAACAUGGGUCGACAUUUUCGCAUGGGAUCAAUGCUGUCGCGAUCCUCCGUCCAAACGCGUUUGGAAUCGGAGGAUGGGAUGAGCUUCACAGAGUUUACGUAUCAAAUCUUCCAGGCCUACGAUUGGCUACAUUUACUGCGUAAGCACAACUGUUGCUUCCAGAUGGGCGGCUCCGAUCAAAUGGGCAAUCUAAUGACAGGUCACGAAUUGAUAAGCCGUGUGGAGCGCAAUCGUGAAGUCUUUGGCUUGACUCUGCCCAUAGUUACGAAUGAGGAGGGUGAUAAGUUUGGCAAAUCUGCGGGGAAUGCAGUAUGGCUAGAUGAAAAUAAGACAUCGCCUUUUGCACUGUAUCAAUUCUUUUUGCGUAUGCCCGACUCCGAGGUGGAGAAGCUCUUGAAACUAUUCACCUUCAUACCACUGGCCGAGGUCGACCAACUGAUGCGCGAGCAUGCCAAAGAGCCAGAGAAACGUAAAGCCCAGACCCUGCUGGCUGAAGAUGUCACCUUGCUGGUUCAUGGCGAGCAUGGAUUAAAGCAAGCGGAGCGCGUUACCAAUGCGCUCUACAAGGGCAACGUGGACGGCCUGGCCGAGUUGAACUAUGCUGAAAUCAAACAAACAUUUCAGGGAGCUACUGUCGUUGAUUUACUGACCGAACCGGGCAUGUCCAUACUACAACUGGCCAUGAAAGCGAAGUGCUUCCCAACAGAAUCUGAUGCCGUUCGUAUCAUCAGUGCUGGGGGCUUCUACAUUAACCAAAAGCGUGUGCAGAAUAUUGCAGAAGUUAUAACAACCGGCAUUCACAUUCUCCGUAAUGGCGUAUCCUUAUUGCGCGUUGGUAAGCGCAACUUUUACAUAGUGCGUUGGCAAUAGUUAAGAAUGUACACAAUUGUUAAAUAAUUAUUUAAUAAUUAAGUUAUAAUAUUUUA
Molecule: messenger RNA, 1508 nt
Organism: Drosophila arizonae
Lineage: Eukaryota; Metazoa; Arthropoda; Insecta; Diptera; Drosophilidae
Gene: TyrRS-m
Product: Tyrosine--tRNA ligase, mitochondrial
Biological process (GO): tyrosyl-tRNA aminoacylation
Cellular component (GO): cytosol; mitochondrion
Molecular function (GO): tyrosine-tRNA ligase activity; ATP binding; RNA binding
Source: RefSeq, a predicted model, not a curated record